This is a messenger RNA of Phyllostomus hastatus (greater spear-nosed bat), 11536 nucleotides long. Its product is annotated as KIAA1549 ortholog. The record is from RefSeq and is a predicted model, not a curated record. NCBI's taxonomy places the organism in Eukaryota, Metazoa, Chordata, Mammalia, Chiroptera, Phyllostomidae. Bases 93 to 6020 code for a protein of 1975 amino acids. The transcript is spliced from 20 exons.
CGCCGCGGCCGCCUCGCCGGGGUCUGAGAGCGCCGAGCCGCAGGGCCCGGCCGGGACUGCCGGGGGCGCGGCGCCGACGCCGAGGCGCGGCCAUGGACGGGAAGACCCGCGCCGGGGUCGCGCUGGUCCCGGGGCCGAGCGGCCGCGGGCCUUCCGCCCGCCGCCGCCGCCCGGGGCUGCUGCUCCCCGGCCUCUGGCUGCUGCUGCUGGCCCGGCCGGCCUCGUGCGCCCCAGAUGAGCGUUCUGCGGCACAGCACAGCCUUCCCGCGCCCUCCGUGGAGCUCCCGCUGCAGAAGAGCACCGUGCGGAGCCCUGCACACUCGGCCUUAGCGGGAACCGCCCCGGGGCCCCGGCCCAGCCGUCCCCUCCUCCGUGCCACGCCAUCCCCAGCCGCCACUGCUUUGGAUGCAGCCUUUUCAAACCCAGGACAGCUGACCCAAAGUGCAGCGGAUCACAGCAUCUUUGUGGCGAACUCCGUGUCCGUGACGAGCAAUGAGGUGGUCCUAGAGGAUGAAGAGAUAGAGAACUUCUUGCCAGAAACUCAGUGGCCCACCUCCCGCCUGGUUUCCCCAGUGCAGUAUGUCACAACUGGCCCGCCAGCGCUGCUGGGAGAAACACGGGACUCCGUGCUGACCCCGUCCUUGCCCGUGGUUUCUUCACAAGAGGAAGAAGUGGCAUCAGCCUGGGAAGGCACGGUGCACCAGCCAACGAUGUGUGCUGAUUCCCCGAGUCACAGUGGCGCUUUCCAGGCGACUUUCCUCCCUGCCAAGGGCAUGAUUCCAACUCCCAGUAGGAAUUUGGUGCUUUAUCCUCCUGAGCCUCAUGGGCAGUUACCGAGCAGGACUCUGCAGGAGACCGCGGCCUCAGGGACCGAGGGUGCUGCCAGCCUCCUUUUCAGCUCAGCGUCUUCUGUGUCUCGGCCAGGAGGUGACGGCGUCACCCAUCAGCCAUCUCCCCCCUCGGGGGAGGUCUCAUCGCCUCCAGAGGAUGUUCUGGCCACAGGUGCGGACAGCUACCCUGAGGGGACCACUGCUUGGAGUCAGAGGCUAGGAGAAGACGUCUCUGCAGGAACAGAUUCCACGGCCACCGUAUUAUCCCAGACAGCCCUUGCUUUUGGAGGUGGUGGCAGCAGCAGCAGCAGCAGCAGCGGCAUAAAUUCAGCUUUGUCUUCAAUUCUCCCUGCGUCUGUGUCCUUUUCUACUCAAUCAGCGAAUGUUUCCCAUAACCCCGUUCUUCCCAGCCACUCCAGGGACGCGUGGGAAGUGCCCGGCAGUUCAGUGGUCCCCGGGCACUCGGGCGGCACCCACGCCUGGAGCCCCGCGACUCCGCCCAGACCAUACACGUGGUGCGCGUCCUGCACCCUGGCAUCCCCACGGCACGAUCUGUCCCCGAGCCUCGUGGAGAAGGACGUGGGGUCGGGGGACGGCGCGGAGACCGUAACCGGGUGGGACGCGAGCAGCAGCGUCUCUCCGCUGAGCAGCGCAGUGGCAGAUUUCGCCGAGUUUGAGGAGGAGCCUCAAGACUAUGAUACACUCUUCCCCUCGAGACCUACGGUCCCGCUGUCUUCUCCGUCUGCGGGGAUCUCCAGAACCAGCGCCGGUCUCGCAGCGGAGGUGUCCGGGAGCAGUGCCCCGUCCGCCCCAGCGUCUCCUCCCCCUGGCCGCCUCUCCCUGCCAGCGUCGCUCGACACGGCUUCCUCCGGCCCCAUCUCUGUCAUCGACACUCAAGGCGCGCCGCCCAGUGUGACAGCCGUGUCUCCCUCGCUCACUGCCGGUGCUCCCCUCGCCUCGUCUUUCUCCAUCACGGCACACGCCCCCACGCCCUCACUUGCUCCCGGAGACCCAGCUCCCUUUUCUCCUUACGGUUUGGAUCCCUCGGGGGAGGCUUCGUUUUUCCUGGACCGAGAGCCUGCCGGUGUUUCCCGCCACAACACUGGGAGUACGCCGGAGCUGGCCUCGGGCUUUUUCUCCACGCCGCCCCUGGAGGCCAGCCUGGAGGCCAGCCGCACAGGGCCUCUGUCUUCAGGGCUCCCUGUGACUGCGUCUGCGCCUGCGUACGCGUUGGCGUCUGCGCCGGCGUCAGCGUCGGCCUCGGCGUCAGCGUCGGCGUCGGCGUCUCCGACUCCGGGGUCGAGCCUUCUGUCAGCCCUCUUCACCCCUCAGGACUUUUCUGCCCUGGUUGAGCCAUUUACGUCCUCCGACUCAACCAGUCUGCAGCCACCUCAGCCUCCUGUUCCUAGUGCCACGAGCCUGGAGUUUUCUCAGCUGUGGCCAAGGUCAGACCUCCUUUUAAAUGCAUCCACUUUUCUACCCGGAGGCUCGCGACUGUCGCUUCUGUCAAGCCUCCCGUCUGAGUCGCUCACGUUCUCUGGAGCACCAGCGGUUUCGCCGGCAGACUCCGAAGCUCCUGUUACCUCGGCCGGCGCCGCAACUACCUCCGGCUUGGAGUUCCCACUCCCGACCCGGGAGCCCGCAGCCCCAGCCUCGGUGCCCUCCAGUUCGGAGCCCGUCCUUGACCUCUGGACUCCGGGACCUCGCCUGACGUCACUUUGGAGUGCUCUUCCUACAACACCCCCUCUAGUGGAAUCAUCCCUCUUUCCGACUCCGUCACCUUCUGACGGCGACCUCCGUGCUGCGGGCGCUCCCACGUCUGUCCCGUCCUCUUUCCCCAGAGGCGUUCCCACCGCCACGGUGCUGGUCACGGCCACGGCCACGUCCCCGUUGUCGUCAGCGUCCUCGCUGGGUUCCGAAGCGACCCCGGCCCCCUCGCCCACGGAGCCUCGGUUCGUGGGCCGGUCCUUCUCCCCGACAGAGGCGGCGAGGAACACCACCGCUGUUCCGGGCGCAUCCGGUACCAGUGCUGCCCCCUACAGCGCUGUCGGCACCACCAUCCCGAUCGGCAGCCCCGAGAGCCAGGGUCCCCACGAGAGCAGCGCGGCUCCGCCCUCGCCGUCCCUCCACCCCGUGUCCACCCCCGCGCCCGAAGCCACGGCCACUAUUCCAGCGGUGCUCACCACCAGGCCGCCGUACGUGUGCGAUGUCACGGUUCCCGAUGCCUACUUGAUCACGACUGUGCUGGCCAGGAGAGCCGUGCAGGAGUACAUCAUCACGUCCAUCAAGGAGGUGCUGAGGGUCCACUUCAACCGCGCCGUGGAGCUCAAGGUGUAUGAACUGUUCGCCGACUUCACUUUCCUGGUCACAUCUGGCCCCUUUGUCUACACGGCCAUCUCCGUCAUCAACGUGCUCAUAAACAGCAAACUCGUGCGCGACCAGACGCCUCUAAUCCUGGCCGUGAGGCCGUUCCUUCUUGCGCCGGAGUCCAGGUUCCAGGUUCAGACAGUCCUGCAGUUUGUGCCCCAGAGCGUGGACACCGGCUUCUGCAACUUCACCCAGCGCAUCGAGAAGGGCCUGCUGAUCGCGCUCUCCGAAGUGAGGAAACACCACCUGGGCACGUACAACUUCACAGUGCAGAUCUUGAAUGUUACCGUGGGCUCUUCGAGGGUGGCUCCUCGCCGGGGCCCAGUGAACAUCGUCUUUGCCGUCAAGAGCGCGCAGGGGUUUUGGAACGGGACCCAAGUGAGUGCGCUGCUGCGGAACCUGAGCGUGGUGGAGUUCAGCUUCUACCUGGGCUACCCGGUGCUCCAGAUCGCCGAGCCCUUCCAGUACCCGCAGCUCAACCUGUCUCAGCUGCUGAAGUCGUCCUGGGUAAGGACAGUCCUCCUGGGGGUUGUCGAGAAGCAGCUUCAGAACGAAGUGUUCCAAGCCGAGAUGGAGCGCAAACUGGCCCAGCUGCUGGGCGAGGUUUCCAGCCGAAGGCGGAUGUGGAGAAGGGCCACCGUCGCCGCGGGCAACAGUGUGGUGCAGGUGGUGAACGUGUCGAGGCUGGAGGGGGACGACAACCCCGUGCAGCUCAUCUACUUCGUGGAAGAUCAGGAUGGAGAGAGACUGAGUGCGGUCCGGUCUUCAGACCUGAUUAACAAGAUCGACAUCCAGAGAGCAGCCAUUAUCUUGGGUUACCGAAUUCAAGGCGCUGUAGCCCAACCCGUGGACAGGGUGAAGGGGCCGUCGCCGGAGUCCCAGAGCAGCAACCUCUGGGUCAUCGUGGGCGUGGUCAUCCCCGUGCUGGUGGCGAUGGUGAUUGUGGUCAUCCUCUACUGGAAGCUGUGCCGCACGGACAAGCUGGACUUCCAGCCGGACGCCGUGGCCAACAUUCAGCAGCGGCAGAAGUUGCAGAUCCCCAGCGUGAAGGGCUUUGAUUUUGCCAAGCAGCACCUGGGCCAGCACAACAAAGACGACAUACUGAUUAUUCAUGAGCCAGCUCCACUGCCGGGACCUGUGAAGGACCACACCACGCCCUCGGAAAAUGGAGACGUCCCGAGCCCCAAGGCCAAGGUCCCCUCCAGGAAUGUCCGUCACCGAGGAAGAAUUUCGCCCUCGGAUGCCGACUCUACCGUGAGUGAAGAGUCCAGCGAGAGGGAAGCAGGAGAGAAGGCGCCGGGCGCAGCGAGCGACGGGCCGCCACCACCCAGCUCCGGGAACGAGCAGCACUCCUCCGCCUCCAUCUUCGAGCACGUGGACAGGAUCUCCCGCUCCUCGGAGGCCAGCCGGCGGGUCCCCAGUAAGAUCCAGCUGAUCGCCAUGCAGCCGAUCCCCGCACCUCCGGUGCACCACCCCGUGCUGGCCGACCGAGUGGCGGAGACCAACAAAAUCAACAAAGAGAUUCAGACGGCGCUGCGGCACAAGUCGGAGAUUGAGCACCACCGCAACAAGAUCCGGCUCCGCGCAAAGCGCCGCGGCCACUACGAGUUCCCGGUGGUGGACGAGCUGUCGUCGGGCGACACGCGAGAGCGACACCGGGUGUACCGCAGGGCGCAGAUGCAGAUCGACAAGAUCCUGGACCCCACGGCCAGCGUGCCCUCGGUGUUCAUAGAGCCCAGGAAGAGCUCUCGGAUCAAACGUUCUCCUAAGCCACGCCGGAAACAGCAGGUCAACGGCUGCCCUGGAGAUGCUGAGAAGGACAGGCUCAUCACCACAGACAGCGAUGGCACUUACAAAAGGCCGCCCGGUGUCCACAACUCUGCCUACAUCGGUUGCCCGUCCGACCCUGACCUCCCGGCAGACGCCCAGACGCCGUCUUCUGCUGAGCUGAGCCGCUACCCGGGCCUGCCCUUCCCGGCCCCCCAGUACGUCCCGCCCCAGCCGUCCAUCGAGGAGGCGCGCCAGACCAUGCACUCCCUCCUGGACGACGCCUUCGCCCUGGUGGCCCCCAGCAGCCAGCCUGCCAACGCUGCAGCUGCAGGCCCCGGGGUCCCAGCCAGCCUGCCCGUGAACAGCACCCCUUCCCGGGAAGAGAGACGAGCCACCCAGUGGGGGUCCUUCUACAGCCCAGCUCAGACGGCCAACAACCCGUGCGGCAGAUACGAAGACUACGGGAUGACGCCCCCAGCAGGCCCAUUGCCAAGAUCUGGUUUUAGCCCCAGUUUGCUGCAGUCCUCGGAGCUGGUGCCUCCCGAAACCCAGCAGCCUCAGGCAUCCGCUGAAGCCCCGUUCGCUGCCCGAGGGAUCUACUCCGAGGACAUGCCAUCGGUGGCCCGGCCUCGGCCCGUCGGGGGUACCACAGGCUCCCAGAUCCAGCACCUGACGCAGGUGGGCAUUGCGAGCAGAAUCGGAGCGCAGCCUGUGGAGAUGCCACCCAGCAGAGGCGGCCAGUACGGGGGCCCAGGCUGGCCUUCGUACGGGGAGGAUGAGGCGGGCCGGAGAGAAGCCACACACGUGCUCGGACAUCAGGAGUAUUCUUCUUCACCGCUGUUCCAGGUGCCAAGGACUUCAGGUAGGGAGCCCUCGGCGCCCCCGGGGAACACCCCGCAUAGGGGGCUGCAGGGCGCCGGGCUGGCCUACGCUGCCAGCUCCACGGAGGACCUGCAGCCCGGCCACUCCUCGGCCUCGCUCAUCAAGGCCAUCCGCGAGGAGCUCCUGCGGCUCUCCCAAAAACAGACCGCCGUGCACAGCUUCCACAGCUGAUGGGCCUCGCCUUGGACGUUUGCCAAGUAUCCGCUUCCCGUGGAAGCAAGACUCACAGGAAACCAGCCGCGGGGGCGCCUGCAGGGGGACCAGCGCCUCCGUGGCCCCGGGCCCGCGGAAGGGAGCAAGUUGCAAUUUGAGAAGAUGCCGUAUGUCACGUGGCAGCUCACGGAGCCUUUAAUGAGUUGGCAUUGUCGCGACCACCUGGGUUCAGUCGAGAUUUCCAUACUUCUUGGCCGAAAGCCAGCAGCACUCCCCGGAAGACAAACCACAGACCUCAGCCACCAGAAUUCCCAAGCCCCGUCUCCGUGGUCACGGCGGAAGAUGGACGUGUACGGAAUGUGUAGGGCCGACGGGAACCCGGCGUUUCCGUGGGAAGACGUCUUCGAGGCUGGCUUGUACGACGUACCUGCUGCUUCGUUUUCUGAGAGGAGAGGCCGGAAGACGUUUUAUGAACAGCUUACUUCCCUCUUGCUCCCCGUAGGAACUUAUUUUACUAGUAACUUGAACGGUGAGGACCCUGAGACCGUUCGGGCAUUUACAGAGCUACUAGUGAGGAACCAAAUGAUAGACCGUAGAGCCUGACAGUCCCAGUCGAAGCCAUCGCCUGUGUCUCCCCUCCCACUUCUGGUGCUACCGCUCCCAGGCGCCCCACCGUCGUCACGUCCGUGAAACCGACUUUGGCUUUGUCAGUGGAAACAUAUGUCGAAGGUUUCGUUUUGUUCUAGAAAGAAAGAAAGAAAAAAAAAAAACCCUCCCAGAUGAGGGGGGAGAGACGCUUACUAUUUAUUUGGUUGUUCCAAAUACAUGUCGAAGUUUAGAUUUACACGAUUCAUUGUAUUUGCUGUUUUGUAACGGGGCACGCGGACCUGCCGAGAGCCUCCCACUUCCAGCACACAUCACCUUCGAGGCCAGUCCUGUAGAGUGAGGAGGGUUCCCGGGGGCCCCUGGUGGUCCUUGCUCAUCGCCGAUGAGUUGCUCACAAAAUUGUGUUUGAAUGAGAAAUCUCCCGUAAGCAAAAAUUAUGUGUGAGCAUUCCUAGGACCCCCACAUUGUGAUUCGUGAGCACGUUCCCAGUGAUCACGUCUCUGUGCGUUCAAGACCCAGAAACAAAACUGAGUUCUCGCCUGCCUCUCUCUGCUCAAUCAAGAGCCACACAGGAGAGUUUGGGGAGCAAUGGGAAGGCGGGGGCUGCUCCUAGUGGCUGAUCUCAUUGCACUGGACUCUGCUGAGGGACUGUCGAAACCCCCUGUGCGCUGUGGGCCUGGCAGGGAGGGGGUGUCGUCUCCGUUGAAGCUUACUCCUCAAGUCACGAUUUCCCCACUUCCCCAGUUAGAGCGAGGAACGGGGCAGCCAGGGCCCUGAGUGAAGCUCAGACGAAAAACAAACUUAGAAAGCACAUUGCUCCUCUGAAUCCUUCUUACCCGAUCAGCUAAUACUUUAGACGGCAGAGACGCAGGCAGAACUGGGGGGCUCCAAUCAACCUCGGUGCCCAUGUUGAGAAUGCCAGAGCAGCUGGUAGGGCUUCUGCAGGGGAAUCACUGUCCCCACAUCAGCACUGUGCUCAUUGAGCCUGUCUGCAGCCUCACAGUGCAGGGCAAGGGGUUCUGGGAAGUGAAAAUGCGGCUGCUUGUCAUCUGCACGCCCCCGAGAGAGGAGGGCUGCGGGAGAGGAAGGCUCCAAAGGAUGUUAACUUAAGGAAGGGGACUCCUUUCCAGGCAGCCUUCACGAGCUCCAAGAGCGUGUGAGAGAAGGCCCCCUCCUGGGCUUGAUUUCUGGCCCUUGGUCUUGGUUGAAUACCCAGAGCGGAGAAUUCUCUUUGCGGGUCACUCAGAAAUACCAGGUUUCCUGAACGUGUUAAGGAUUUCAGACAUCUGCACAGAGUUGUGUUAUGGACACCCAGCAGUGAAUUCACAUCAUGUGGCGGCAGGUGGACUAAAUAAACACAGGCCCCCCUUCUCCCACUCUGCCUGGUGUGGUGUUUGCCCCUAAAAUCUGUCGCCUCCUUUGGACACCGCAGACACGGGCCUCUGUCUUAAAGGGGCUGCCGUGGCGACUGUGAUGCCUUUGAAACCGGCAUAAAAGGGUUCGACCUGUGUUGUUGUCCUUGGAAUUGAUACGCUUGUGAACGGGUGUCAGGACCAAAGAGACCCUGUAGCACCUGGUGGGGUGGGGUGUGGGGUGGUGUGAGCAGGCCCAUGGCAUCACCAGCACUCUUGUCUUGGUGGUAAAGCACACCCAGUUUGCCCUUGUUUUCUCAAGACCCGUGCCACGGGAGUUGUACCCGUCACCACACUCAGCACAGUCGAGCUGUCUCGGGGAGCAGUGCACGCACGUGGGUCUGCAGACACGCAGCGACGGCAGUCUGUUGCCAGGGGGUUCCCGCACGCUUACCACGUGAGCUUUGGAGUUCCGUUCAUUUGAGGCACUCUAAAAUGCAGAGUCAGAUUUUGGGGUCUCUCCUUAUUUUUAUCUUCAGAGUUCCGGCGGAAAUGCCACCAGCUAUAAAUCUGAGCCAGUAUUUUAGAGAAUGCUGUUUGGAGAAACAAUCAUUUCCAGAGUCGGCUUUGUCAGGCCCCUUCUCUGAGCCUUGUUCUCCCCAUCAGCCAGACAGAGGGCAGGCCUCCCUUGCCGCCUGCUAGGAUUUCUCGUUGUGAGAGUCAGACGUGACCGUGUGUGCACAUGUCCCUUGAGCAGGGAGCACGGAGUGCUGUGAAAAUGUAAAACGCAAUCUGUACGGUUGUGCCGGGGCGGACGAUCGAUGUGCUGUGACCUGCUGGUGACUGAGUUCACGGGCAGCUGCCCAGAGCAAAACGAAUGGCCUCGGGUGACUCUCCUUCCUCUCUCCCGUUUUGCUCUAACUUCACUUCCUUCUCCAUUAACGCACAAACAACAUUUACUAAACAUCUUCCAUGCUCCUGAUGUUCUGCCUUUUCUGGCCCCAAAUAUGUUGAACAGGAACCUUGCCUUCUGGGACCUUAGAAUCUAAGUCAGAUAACGCAGACGGGCGUGAAAGGUGGACGAUGCACAUCAGUAACAUGGCUUAAACAUCAGUAACGUUUGUUGGAAGUUCACGAGUGCGUUAGGUGCUCAGCGGGAAGAAGUGGAAGUUGUGUGUUUGGAAAUAAGAUCUUGGGGGGAAGUCAUCUUCAGCAGCAACUUCAGUGAGGACAGGGGGCUGCCCUGGGGAAUGGUGAUGUCAUGUGGGGAAGCUGAGUGUGGGCCCCGGAAGGAGGGAGAAAGUGGGCGGAGCUGUCCUUGAAAGUGAACUUGAUCCCGGCCUGCUACAAUAUGGGGACAGCAUUCCUUCUCAAACCGUCUGGGGAGUUUUAUAAGAGGAGGAAGCAGUGCUGUGAGUCUCCAUGUGCGGGGUACGACAGCGGAAGGACCCAGCCCGUGAAGAAGGUCUGCGGAGGAAGAGAUCCGUCCCGGAGAGACUCGAGCAGACCGCAGUCUGCCGAGGAGCCGAUGGAAAGCAGGCGAGUAGUGUAAGAGCUGCACCAUCGGCUCCGCUGCUCAGGGCAGACCUCGGCGGCCAGACAUCGGGCCAGUUUCAGUCCUUUGUGAAGCGUAAUGCGUUAUAAAUACAUACAUGUGAGUUCUUAAUAGCCACCAACAUUUUUUUCUCCAAGUCGGAUUUCAUUUCAGAGCAUGUUUCGCGUUUGGUGGCACAUGGUUUUUGAGCAGCAGACUAAGGGGGUUUUCGGCCAGCCAGGCUUUUCGGGGUGCAAGGCCUACGAUGCAAAGCACAGGUGAGGCAGAGCAAAGGUCUGCCUGAAGGCUUUGGGCCGAAACAAAUAAUUCUGUGCUUUCUGAGCCUCCACUGAACUGUGGACAGGGUCCGUGUUGACCGCACUGCACAGCGUCUCAGUGCUCCGGUGGGCCAGCCAGUCACUCGGACACUGAUUGGCGUGUGCAGUGACUCACGAGCUAAUCAUUGAAUGCACUCCUCAAUCCCUUCACGCCAGAGAUGUGAAAAAGUGUGUUGGUUGGAACGGAAGCUGGUUAAAGUCCUGGGCAGGCGGGUGGGGGCCUCUAGUCUUCAGAACCACACUGACUUCAGCUCUAGUUAAGUUUUAGCCAUUUCAUUUCUACCUCCAGAGCAAGCCUCCAGAGCCAGCCUCCAGAGCCUGCUUGUCCGCUUUUGUCCCAGACAGGAGCACAACAAAGUCCUCUUCUGUACCUGCAAACAGCCCUUUGACCACAAAGCCCGUUCUUAUGGGAUGGUAACUUGAACUUCGUCUUUACAUUUCAUCCAGCACAUUAACAGACAUUCUUGUAACAUGUGAGAAGGGUUUCUAUGAGCAUCUGCUGUACCGUACUCAUAAAAUGUAAUAGGCUGACACGUAAUACCGAAUGAGCAAGGAGUGUGCACAUUUCAGGUUUCUUUGGAUAUUUUUGGCUGUGAUUUUCAGUGUUUACUCAAGGACUCCUUUCUCUAACUCUAAAAAGAUUUGAAAACCGAAACCUCACGGUGCAAUCCUAAUUCCAGGCCCAAGUGUGUAAUGACACACUUGACAAUUCAUCUUAAGAACAUGCAGCAGCAUUGAAAUUUAGGAAAAGAACAUUUAAAUGCCUUUGGAAAACAAAAAACAAUGUCAGGAGCCCGUGAGUGAGUGAGAAGGAAUGAAUGUGCAAAUCUGAGGAACUCGAGUCCGUAUUGGUGUCCCACAGGGUAGAUAAUCGUGCAGGUGGCUUGCUUUUUUCCCUCCUUCCAGGUUUUUCUGUUCUGGGGCCACUUUGGAUUUAAAGAAAGGGUGAAGGGACAGAGAUAAAAAUAGUGAUUUGGGUCUUGCGGUCCCUGAAUUCCAUGGAAUCAUUCUGGACAUCUUGGAGCAUCAUGCCUACCAGAUUUCGUGCAUUUAUAACUCGACUCCCUAGGUGUGCAAGUCAGGAGUAGUACAGGGCCAAGUUUAAGUCAGAUGCCCUGUACUGCUCCUUCUGCAGAUGUGGGGAAAGAAGGAGGUGCUGGAGGAACAGAAGCUCCACCAAUGAACUCAGUUGCUCUAAGCACCAGAGGGCUCAUUUCAGAAAAGGGGAGUAGACUCCAGAGGAUCCUCUAGGGAGCAUGGAGAGUGGGCUAGCCUUCCCCUCACAGGAAAAGUUGCUUAGCAGAGCUGCUCUGGGAUGCCCCCUUGUCUCCUCCUCCUUUGUCAAGGUCCAUAUUCUUCUGACUCUCCCUGCACUCCCAUUCCUAGAUUAUGAGUGUUAAUGUACGAAAAUACACAGAGUGCAUUGAGGCCACUUGUGGCAUCGGUACUGCAACUUGAACUUGACAAUCAUGGUUUGCUGGUCUCACACGGGCACUUAAAUUUUGCUAUGGGUGUACGAUUUAGUAACUGAAUCUUCCCUUCUAUUUGUCGGUUAUGUUUCUUCCCUUCAAUUAGCUGCACUGUUUUCUAAUGUGCUAUAGAGUUUUUUGAAAUAAUUUAUGCAAGUGUUUGGUUUCCAUGUUUACAAUUUAUACAGCUUUCCUAGCAUUUUAAAUGGAACUGUCAAUAAAUGCUACAAAUUGG